Messenger RNA from Tilletiopsis washingtonensis, 1271 nucleotides. RefSeq lists its product as hypothetical. NCBI's taxonomy places the organism in Eukaryota, Fungi, Basidiomycota, Exobasidiomycetes, Entylomatales. The record is from RefSeq and is a predicted model, not a curated record. The transcript is spliced from 8 exons. Bases 42 to 1271 code for a protein of 409 amino acids.
CCCGGCACCGUCAGCAGGCAGCCUCUCAUCACCACGCCGCAAUGCCGUCCGAGCUGCUCACCUUCCCGCCGGCGUACUGCGUCGUCGGCGCCUUCCGCCUGGCGCGCGACCCGCUGCUGUGGAAGCCCAUGUGGAAGCGCUGCGCCUCGGCCGCCAAGCGGGCCGGGCUGAUCGCCGUCAUCUGGGCAGUGGUGACGUGGCCCGUCCAGCGCUGGUUCGUCGGGUACUUCAUGUCCGGCUCGGCGCGCAUCAGCGGUCUCUCGAGCGUGUACGGCAGUGUCGUGGGCCGCGCAGACCGCCUCGAUGGCGCCAGCGACUCGAGCUUCCUCGGCUUCGCCAUGCCGAGUCUGACGACGUUUGCCGCGCUCGUCUUCGUGCUGGGACAGUGCAACUCGAUCAUGGACUUCUGGCUGCGGCGCAAGCUCAAGGAGUGCAGGAACGAGGCGUAUCAGGCUACAGUCAAGUCGCGCGGCAAGGGAGACGAGUGGUGGACGCCGUACUUUGAAGAGUGGGAGGAGCCGCCGCUGGCAAAGGCGCAGAAGGGACAGCAGAAGCAGGCCUUCUACAUGAAGCUGGCGUCGCCCGUCAUUCGCAUCUUUCUGCUCAAGGUCGUACUGCUGCCGCUCGACUUUGUUCCGUUUCUCGGCCUCAUCGUCUCCGCUGGCAUCCGUUCGCUGUCCAUGGGCCGGCAAUUGCACUCGGACAUGUUUGCGCACAAGCGCAUGACGCCUCUGCAGAUCGAGCUGUGGAUGACCGAGCGGCAGUUCGAGUAUCGCAUCUUCGGUCUCGCCGCUUCCCUGCUCGAGGCUGUGCCGCUCGCUGGCCUCGCGUUCAGCAUCAGCAACCGUGUGGGCGCGGCCAUGUACGCUCAUGACUUGGAGAAGCGCCAGCAGUCAUUCCGCAGCGGCGAACGCAAGCCAUUGCCGCGAGACCAGACGUACAGUCUCGCCGACCCGCGGCGGCCAAGCAGUCCGACAUCGUCGCAGCGCGGCAAGCUGCCGUUCGCGCCUCAGGGCGACGACGACAGCCCGCUCACGCCCUGCACCCGCCGACCAGAGUUUGUCAUGCCCGGCGCCACGUUCAGCGGCCCCUCGGGACGUGCAGGCCCGCCGCCGGGUUAUAGCAAAGAAGAUGCGAAGCAGCUGCUGGGCGACUCUGCGGGCGGCCCGAGUGGCAGCCUGGGACUGGCGGAUGAUGCUCAUGCAUCGGGGACACAGCGCAGCUCGACGGCGCCGCAGAAGAGAAGAGUGCCGCCGCCGCCGACGAAGUGA